AUGUCCAACAGAAGCACCAUCACUGAGUUCCUGCUGCUGGCAUUCGCAGACACGCGCGAGCUGCAGCUCCUGCACUUCGCACUCUUCCUGGGCAUCUACCUGGCUGCCCUCCUGGGCAACGGCCUCAUCCUCAGCGCCGUAGCCUGCCACCACCGCCUCCACACCCCCAUGUACUUCUUCCUCCUCAACCUCGCCCUCCUCGACCUGGGCUGCAUCUCCACCACUCUGCCCAAAGCCAUGGCCAAUGCCCUCUGGGACAACAGGGCCAUCUCCUAUCAAGGAUGUGCUGCUCAGGUCUUUUUCUUUCUCUUCUUUCUAGCAACAGAGUACUCUAUACUCACCGUCAUGGCCUACGACCGCUACGUGGCCAUCUGCAAGCCCCUGCACUACGGGAGCCUCCUGGGCAGCAGAGCUUGUGCCCAGAUGGCAGCAGCUGCCUGGGGCAGUGGCUUUCUGUAUAGUAUCCUGCACACGGCCAACACAUUUUCUCUGCCCCUCUGCCAAGGCAAUGCUGUGGACCAGUUCUUCUGUGAAAUCCCCCAGAUCCUCAAGCUCUCCUGCUCAGAUGCCUACCUCAGGGAAGUUGGGGCACUUGUGUUUAGUGUUUUUUUGGCCUUCGGUUGUUUUGUUUUCAUUGUGUUGUCCUAUGUGCAGAUCUUCAGAGCUGUGCUGAGGAUACCCUCUGAACAGGGCCAGCACAAAGCCUUUUCCACGUGCCUACCACACCUAGCCCUUGUCAUGCUCUUUGUCAGUACUGGGAUGUUUGCCUACCUGAAGCCCCCCUCCAUCUCUUCUCCCAUCUUGGACCUGGUGGUGUCAUUUCUGUACUCGGUGGUGCCUCCAGCUCUGAACCCCCUCAUCUACAGCAUGAGGAACCAGGAGCUCAAGGAUGCAGUGGGGAAACUGUUUGGAUACCUGCUUCUUCAUCAUAAAUAA
Messenger RNA from Anas platyrhynchos (mallard), 936 nucleotides. The record is from RefSeq and is a predicted model, not a curated record. NCBI's taxonomy places the organism in Eukaryota, Metazoa, Chordata, Aves, Anseriformes, Anatidae.